UCUCUCUCUCUCUCUCUCUCUCUUUCUCUUUCUCUUUCUCUUUUUGUCUGCCUUCUGCCAAAACGGCCGUGAGUUGCGCGCGCGCGUUUGUGUGUAUGUGUGUGUGGGAUGACUGACAGUGCUCGCGCCUUUUCUAACUCUUGGCAACUUGGCAACCACCGUGUGGGACGAAGGAAGGUCUGUUGGUGCCCACUGCGUUCCCAUCCUUUCGCUAAGGCUCUUCCUCUGCUUCGACCUGUUCGUCGUGGGGAUAAACAGCACUGGGAGGGGGUGGAUGGGUGGGGGCAAGUUGUCAUUCGUAUUACAAGAAAGCACGAAGGGGGCACGCAUAUGGCCUAUGUAUUCCCGUGUCCUCCCCUUGCAGCGGAUCCAUCUCCCCUCUUUCAGUCUUCUUCCUCGUCCUCGUCCUCCAUCACAACCAUUCUGUAUCGCAGGCCCCUCUACUCGUCCUUCUACAUGUUUCCACCCAGGAUAUCUAGGAGAUGACCAGAACUUUGGGGCUCCUUGGCCGGCACCCUCUGCUACCGCUUGUCUUGCUGUUGUCCUGGCUCGCGGCCGCGGUGGAGGCGCAGGGCGUCGCCGAACUGCUCUCCCAGAUUCCCAGUUGCGCUCUUCCAUGUCUCACGCAAGGUCUGGCAGAUGGUAAUUGCAGCUUAACAUCGGUCGUCACCGCUGCCGACUGCCUGUGUCUCAAUAUCCCGCUGCAGUCGGACCUAUCGACAUGUGUGCAGCUCAACUGCCACUUUGAAGAUCAAGCACGUGCCGCGAGUCUCGAGACGAGCCUCUGUGCCGCGUAUCCAAAGGAGUCGAGGAGCCACGAGGUCAAGACCAUCGCCAUUGCCCUGUCGGUUAUUACGUUCCCGGUUGUUGCACUCCGCUGUAUCUCCAGAUGGAUGAUUACUCGCAGACUGUGGUGGGACGACUGGACAGCUGUGUUUGCAACGGUGCUCCUCGCCGGACUCGCGGGCAUCGAAAUCGCCAGCGCCGACCUGGGCUUCGGGACGCACUACUGGAACGUCGAACUCGCUGCCGGAACGAAGCUGAUCCAGCUCUUCUACGUCGUCCAGCAGCUCUACAUCCUCAUCCAGGUCUUCGCCAAGAUCUCCAUCCUGCUCUUCUUCUCCCGCAUCUUCCCUGCGCGCUGGUUCCAGCUGACCGUCCGCUGCUUCAUCGCCUUCCUGCUUAUCCACGGCCUCGUCUUCCUCCUCGUCAUCGUCUUCCAGUGCACGCCCAUCUCGUCAACGUGGGACAGGAGCAACCCGGACCGCAAGUGCCUUAACGUCACGGCCAUCGGGUACGCCGGCGCCGUCCUCAGCAUCGUCGAGGACCUGGUCAUCCUAGUCUUACCGAUCCCCGAGCUAGUCAAACUGCAGCUCAAUAUCCGAAAGAAGAUUGCACUGGGCUUCAUGUUCAGCCUCGGAUCAUUUGCCUGCAUUACCACCAUGGUCCGACUCAAGUAUUUGGUCAUGUUCUCGAGCACCUUUGACACAACCUGGGACAACGUCGACAUCGUCAUCUGGUCCAUUGUCGAGGAAUUCUGCGCAAUCCUCUGCGCGAGCCUCCCGGCCCUGCGCCCGCUGCUGCAAAAAGUGCCCCAGCUCUUCACCAGCAAAAAGGAGACGACCAAGGAAACCCGCAGCACGGCGCAGUCCAGGCGCUCGAUACUACACAUCGGCAAGGACAAGUUCCACGAGCUCCCGGAGACCCCGGUCAGCGGUGUAGACGACGACGAUGAUGAGGAGGACCAGCCGCCGGCGCUAAUCGACAUCGCCGACCAGAUGGCGGCCCAGGCGGACGGCAAGCGGCCGGUGGUCUUUGCGAAAGACAAGGAGACGACGGUCAACUGGCGCGCCGACGUCGAGUUGCAAAACGUCAAGGCAGGGAAGAGGUGGCAAAAGGACGUCAACGGGAGGCUCUAAUCAACUCUAGCUGGCUUUGAGGGCGCGGGCGGGCGUAAGCAUUGAAUCAUGAACUCUGGCACUCUAUUUUUGUUUUGAUGAUGAUAGGAUGAAGGGAUUGUAAGACCUUUUUCCUUGUCCUCUUCCAUUUUUGGGUAUGCAAGCGACGGCGAAUGUGGGAAACCCUGGUUUUGUUUCUGAAGAGAGCCGAGAGAGAAAGCAGGAGAGACAGAGACAGAGACAGAUAAAGAGAGAGAGAGAGAGAAGAUACCAGUCAACGUAUUGUGUUUGUUGUUUCAGCAAGGGUAUAAAAUGUACUUGGAAUACGACCAUUAGACGACCGAACUCGGGGUGUGUGUGAGACCCGAGCAAUGAACUCAGAACAACAGACCACAGCCAGGUCGAUAUAGAGAGUAGGAUACAAUGAUUAUACGAAUAAACUCGGGGGAGUGACUUGAGUAAUGAACAACAGGCCGCAUCCAAGUCGGCUGCCGCGAGCUCUGUCCAGCUGCCGCGCCCUCGCCCCGCGUCACGUCCAACUUCUCCGCUUAUCAAUCUCCUUCUAUUCGUACUCCUCGCUGGUCAUCAGGUCCCAGCUUUCGUCCAACUGCCGACGGUGUUCGGCCGCCGCCAAGCCCGUCGCGACGACCAGGUCCAGGUCGAGAUCUGCGAGCGCGGCGUGCAGCUCGAAGCCGGGACCCCGGCCGGCUCUGUUGAUAUCUGACCCCUUCAGAUUCAGGCCGCCUGCGGACGGGCUGCUCCCGUAACCUACUCCGCCUCCUCCGCCUCCUCCGCCUCCACCCAGUACGUGCAGCUUGGGACGGAAGUAUGCUAGCGUCUUGCCAUUGAAGUCGAUGAGCCUCAUGCCCCUGCCCUUCUUGCCCAGCUCCUCCCAGCGCAUCUCCCCGGCGCCCAGGAAGCGGAAGCUGAGGGCGCUGGACAGGGGAUGUUUGCGCAUCAUCUUAAAGUUGACGCCCCGGACGGCCAUGUCGACUCUCGGUGGUAUCGUGCGGGUCUUGAUGGAGCCGACGGGGCGGUGUUCGGUGGAUAUUGCAUCGCACUUGGUCCUCCGCACUUCCAUCUUGGUCAUUUUGGCAUUGUGACUGACGCUGUACAAGGGGACGAGACCCGCAUUGGGUUUGACGAGGUUAAUGAUGAAAGCGUCAUUUGUGGCUCGACUCAGGUAGAGGGUAUGCCGUGGUUCUGGUGAUCGCUCCAUCGUCCUCCACACAAUGGCUUUGUCGAGACAGAGUCGCAAGAUAACUUUGCAACCCGAAUUGAUGCGAGGGGGGGAAACCCCAGAGCUUUAACCACCGGCAAACCGUGGAGAAAGACGGUGGCCGUAUUGUUGCUUGCACCUUCUGUGACGUACGUCUGUGACCCUAAACGCCUCUUCGGUGUAGACUUAGAGGAGGGGUCGGAGGUGGCGCUCCGUAAUUCACCGUCCCCUCACAUGUCUGUUAGCUAGAGACGAGAUGGAGAAGACCAUGGAAAACGGUUCAUCCAUGGUCAACAGGCAUGAUGGUGAGACGGAUGGGCGAACCGUUGCCUCUGAGCGGUCGAGGGGCGCCGCAGGUGUCAUGGAUGCCAUCCAAAGCGAAAGGGUCAGAGACUCGAGUUCGGAGUAGCAGUCAACUAGUUGUUGACUCGUCGGGUCUAAGGUUGAGCCGAUGACGUAGACGGCAACUGUGUUUUGACCGAGACCAAUAGAACGCCAAACAAGCAGGUCGAAUGAAUGCUCCAUCCAAGCUCGGACGCUCUGUCGGCGAUUUGGUGUUUCGGCGAAGGCGGGGUUGACCGGACAAGGAGGUUGAUCGGGCAGAUUGACCACCCCUCCGUCAGAGACCGUCCAAGAUGCCGGUUCGACCGGCAGCGGGACAGGCCAUCCGACCGGAGAUUGAUCAAUCUGCCUGCUCGGUCCUUGGCUGGGCCAUCACGAUGAGGCUGACAGGCGGCGAUCCAAGAAUCAGGCCAUUCCAAUGCCAAGAGGAGGGGGGCAUGAAAGCUGAUGCAGAGAAACAGCAACAAGCUUUUUGAUCGCCGACAAGGGCGGUUGAGUCAGUACAGUAGUAUAGUAGUCGUCCGUUGCAGUGCGUGUCGGCAGUUAUAUUUGCACGUGUGUGGAUGGAAACACGGUGGGUUGGAGAGUAUGAUCGAAGCUGGGGUUGAACGUAUGGACGAUUGGAUGCCAAGGAGCGGACGAGUCGAGGGAAUGACACAUGUGCGUCAAUGGGAGGAAUGCAUUAAUGCGGAGAGAAU
Messenger RNA from Colletotrichum destructivum, 4157 nucleotides. Its product is annotated as Putative extracellular membrane protein, CFEM. NCBI's taxonomy places the organism in Eukaryota, Fungi, Ascomycota, Sordariomycetes, Glomerellales, Glomerellaceae. The record is from RefSeq and is a predicted model, not a curated record. The transcript is spliced from 5 exons. Bases 483 to 1919 code for a protein of 478 amino acids.